GGACAUUUUAGCCUUCUCACAUCAACACGCCCUAAAACCGCUCUCGAGAGACGAAUCGCUCUCAGCUUCUUCUAGAACCUUCUCCUUCUCCUUCGACGCAUCGUCGCCUUCAAGAUCACACUACCUCGCACAACAAUGGAGUUCUGGGGUGUUGAAGUUAAGAAUGGCAAACCACUUCACCUAGAUCCUGGGCUAGACAGGCUCGUGCACAUCUCUCAGGUUGCUUUGGGAGAGAGUAAGAACAAUGUAACCGAACCAAUCCAGCUUUACGUGACUGUUGGAUCGGAUAAGCUUCUCAUUGGAACGCUAUCUCAUGAGAAGUUUCCUCAGCUGUCUACGGAGAUUGUCUUGGAAAGGAACUUUGCGCUGUCUCAUACUUGGAAGAAUGGGAGCGUUUUCUUCUCUGGUUACAAAGUUGAUGCAUCUGAUCCCGAGCCUGAGGAUUUGAUUGAUGAUCAACUUGAGGCUGCUGGUUUCAAAGCUGCUCCGAAAUCUGCUGCGAAACAGGUGAACUUUCAGUUGCCAAAUGAAGAUGUCAAAGCCAAGCAAGAUGAUGACGCUGACGGUAGUGAAGAAGAUUCUUCAGAUGAUGAUGAUAGUGAAAACUCUGGAGACGAGGAGGAAGAGAAGGUUACUGCUGAAUCUGACAGUGAGGAAGAUGACUCAUCAGACGACGAAGAAGAUGACUCCUCAGAAGAGGAAACCCCAAAGAAGCCUGAAGAACCCAAGAAGAGGUCUGCAGAACCCAACUCCUCCAAGAACCCUGCGUCCAACAAGAAGGCUAAGUUUGUAACUCCUCAGAAAACAGAUUCGAAGAAACCGCAUGUCCAUGUUGCAACUCCUCAUCCCUCAAAACAGGCGGGUAAGAAUUCUGGUGGAGGCAGCACUGGAGAGACAUCGAAGCAGCAGCAGACACCGAAGUCUGCAGGAGCGUUUGGGUGCAAGUCGUGCACCAGAACCUUUACUUCGGAAAUGGGAUUGCAGUCUCACACAAAGGCCAAACACAGUGCAGCUGCUUGAGAAGAAGAAGCAGCAUGAUGACUACUCUCUAUAAUAUCUACUCUAGAACUUUGAUGUCUUUUGGUACUUAAAUCUGGAACUUGCGAGUGAGCCAGUUUUAGUUGGUCUUUUUUUUCAGGCAUUUCUUCCUGUUUAACUUUAUCGUUUUGGUAGCUGAAACUGUGCUAAACCUUUGUUUGUGUUUAGUGGUAUGGAUAUUAAGUCUUUUUGUAGACUUUUCUAGUGAAAAUCUACAUUUGAAAUUCUCUGUCCAAAACAUACAUUGAUUGAAGAUUAGUUAGCAUGUCACUUUGUAACAUAAUCUAAUGGACCCGAAAUUAAGGAUUUU
Messenger RNA from Arabidopsis thaliana (thale cress), 1348 nucleotides. RefSeq names its product histone deacetylase 2C (gene HD2C). The record is from RefSeq and is marked reviewed. Gene Ontology annotation, cellular component: nucleolus. Bases 136 to 1020 code for a protein of 294 amino acids. The transcript is spliced from 8 exons. Lineage: Eukaryota; Viridiplantae; Streptophyta; Magnoliopsida; Brassicales; Brassicaceae.